AUGUAUGCCUCUUCGCAUCGACCGUGGCUAAGGGGAUAUGAGCAGUCGCCAAGGUCGCCUUCGAGAGGGACGACCGUCUCAACGUCUCAACGUCUCAACGUCUCUGCGUCCCGCUGCCACGUCACCACGACGACUCGUCGCUACGCCCACGCUCGAAAGCGCAUGGCCCGGCAACGACGAGCAGAAGAAAGAAGCCGGCCACUUUUUCGUCUUGCUCUUUUCUUUCUCUUUUUCUCUUUUUCUCUCAUUCUCUUCUUCAUACGCCUUUUCUCCACUUUGUUCGUCUUUUCUUUUACCUUUUUCGCUCCACUCGUCCUACCGUCUUUUGUCGUCUAG
This is a messenger RNA of Protopolystoma xenopodis, 336 nucleotides long. NCBI's taxonomy places the organism in Eukaryota, Metazoa, Platyhelminthes, Monogenea, Polystomatidea, Polystomatidae. The record is from the annotation of a GenBank genome assembly.